AACGAAGUCAUCGACGUCAACCAUCAACGUGUAUUUUCCGUGGAUAUGAGAUAUUUUCGUUUUUAAAUAAUUUUAGUUGAUGAAAUGAGUGAAAAGAAUUGGUUUUUAUCGUAAUACUUAAGUGCGCAAGACAAUUGGGCUAUAAAUAGUGUAUGUUAUGUUAUAAUUAAAAAGGAAUUUUACAACUUUUACAAUCAUGGUCUUGUUAGGAAAUGAAGAGUUCUUGACAGAAUUAUCGAAGUUAUUCCAAAAAGCUCGAGCAUCGGGAUCUGUAACUAUGACAAUGAAAAGAUAUGACGGCAGAACGAAACCACAACCACGUGAUGGCACCCCAGCGGUUAAAGACCCUGAAUACAAAUGCCUCGUCAGAGCACAGUCACGGAGCAAAAAGAUAUCCACUGUAAUAGAACAGUUGGAUGUAGAGAAGUUCACUACUGCUUACUCAAACCUUCUGAAAACUAGUGUAAACGGGCUCAAGCGUUUAAAGAAACCGAAGAAAAAGGCUAUGGCAGCUCAGUAAAGUUACUAUACGGUCAAUAUAAGAGACUGAAGCAAUAUAAUUAUUAGUAUUUAUAUUAUGUGAAGUGUUGUGGGUGCAAUACAGGUUACAUCAAACUGCUAGUAUGCUCUGAAUAUGAGGCACAUGACGCUUGAUAAUAUUUUUUUAUGUACAUAUUGGUGUAUAUUGUUAUAGGUAAAACCUAAGUUAUUUGUAUAAAUGCAUUAUUUUUAUACUGGAGACCAUUUCUUAUCUAUUAAUAGCUAACAUUCAGCUAAAGUGGUUUCAGAUUUUUGCACAAACUUAUAACUUUGAUAAUAAUGUAAUAAUGCAGUGCCAUGGAGAUAGUAUCAUGAUGUAGCAAAAAUGGUGGGCAUGCCAUCAUGGGACCUCCUUAACUUCUCAACAUAACUCUGUAUUUGGGCUCGUUGGAUUUGUCUUAACAAGUACUAUAGACCUAUGUCUAGAUCUGUGAGCCCCUGGGCAUCUAUAUGAUGUCUGCAGAGUCUCAUGAUGAAGCCUGGAGAUGGCACUAGGAACUCUAAUACCCAUCAUAACUUCAUUAUGUUUGGGCUUAUUGAAUUUGUCUAUUAUAUUCGUUUCAGUACAUAGCUUAUAUAAAAGCUUGAAAUAGAAAGAGAAUUUUUUAAGAAUGUGAUUUCCUUCUGUCAAUUUGUUUUUAUUAUUUAUCAUUGCCUCGCUUGCCUUCAAGAAUAUUUUAAGCAUACUAGGAGUUUGGCAAAACCUGAUCUGACUGAUAGCACUAAGUGCGUCAAGUUCCAUUAAAGUGUGCUCUUCUCUCUGUGAGAUCGAAGAGUUGGAUUCUUGUAUGUAUGGUGACCGAGACAAGUGACAAGCUUAACUCUACUGUCCAUACUCCGCAUUUUUGUAUAAAGUUAUUAACAUUUAUCAAAUAAAUACUGCUGGUUCUCAUU
Molecule: messenger RNA, 1434 nt
Organism: Maniola jurtina (meadow brown)
Lineage: Eukaryota; Metazoa; Arthropoda; Insecta; Lepidoptera; Nymphalidae
Gene: Srp14
Product: signal recognition particle 14 kDa protein
Exons: 3
Coding region: 197-520 (107 amino acids)
Biological process (GO): SRP-dependent cotranslational protein targeting to membrane
Cellular component (GO): signal recognition particle, endoplasmic reticulum targeting
Molecular function (GO): endoplasmic reticulum signal sequence receptor activity; 7S RNA binding
Source: RefSeq, a predicted model, not a curated record